UUCAGUUUAACUACCUUCUUUUUUUGCUCUAUUUUGAGUCUUAGAAUUGAUUCAUUCAAGAUUGAAGCUAAGUGGUGUGAUCCAACAAAGGAGCAAAACAACAACAGCAGCAAAAGCAUCAACGACAUGCUCCCUCCAGAAUUGAUAACUCAAAUCUUAGGGAGACUUUCCGUCAAACACCUUGGGUGCGUCAAGAGUGUUUCCAAGCUUUGGAACAAUCUCAUUCCAACCCCAAUUUCGCAAAUUCUCAUUUUGAACUCUCUCUGGCACCCACCCAUAGAUGCAUCUUCAUCCCAGAAGUUACAAUUGAUCAUCUAUCCAUUGACCUGGAUGCACUAUCCCAUGCUACUCAUGCUGCCGCUGCCGCUGCUACAAUAACAAAGAUUCCUCCUUCUCCUGCUGCUAAUAACGAUCCUGAUCCUGAUUCUGAUGAUCACAUCGUUCUUGGAUCAUGUCGAGGAUUCAUAGCUUUAUACCAAUACCCACACUUUUUCGUCAUAUGAAACCCGUUAACCGGAUCCCACAGAAUUAUUUCAUGCCAUCAUAUUGCAAAAAUUUCCGAUAUGGCUACUAAUUGUUAUUACUCCUUUGGGGCGAGCUUCUCUUUGGAUUUGGGUAUGACGCAAUUAGAGAUGACUACUUGGUGGUUUUAGUUUGGAAUGAUGAAGUGAAGAAUCAAGAAGGUCACUUUGAUUUCUUCUCUUUUGCGAAAAUUGGGCACCUUCGGUGUUCUUUAAUGGGGCUAUUUAUUGGUUGAAUCAUGAUGGUGAUUAUGAUGCUAUUGUUACUAUUCUUGUCUUUGAUACUAGCAAAAGGAAGGAUUUUUUAGAGAUUCCUGUGCCAGAACAGUAGGAAAGUGUUAUCCUUGCCGACUGACAGUCCUGGGAGAGUGUUUAACCUUGUAUUAUGAUAAAUGUGAUUAUAAUUAUGAUAAAUCUGUGAUAUGGGUGAUGAAAGAGUACAACGUGCAGUCUUCUUGGACUUCCUAUGAGAUUCCCAGCAGUUACUUUGAGCCUAUGUGCUUGUCCGAGGAUGGGGAUUUUAUAGGAUUCGAUGAAUUACCUGGAAUGUCGAAAUAUAAUGUUAGAGGAGAGCUGAUCCUGCGUUUUGAUCGCCCUUGUGAUCAGAUUGGGUACGUUUCGUAUACUGUUUAUACAGAGAGUUUCUUGAUACUGGCUAAUGAUGGCUCUGAGGAGAAAGAAGGGAGUUCAUCAGUUAAAGGGACUGAAGAGAGCACCAACUUAGCCACUUGAUUGUUGUUUUAAACUAAGGUAAAAAAGUGGAAGGAGUUUCAAGAAACUUUUGUAUAUUUGUUUUUGAGUUUGCUUUGAAAAUGAGUUUCAUUCCAUAUAUGAAUGUUGGAAACUCAAGGACAUAUAGACAAUUCAAAUGGUGCAAGUCAUGUAUUAGAUGCAGUAUCUUUUGUGAAUAUGCAAUAAUAGUACUACUAAUAGUUCUUAAGUCUGCCUUAAUUUUCUUUUUCUUCUGCUAUACAUGCAUGAUGAAUGUAGCUUUCCGAUUUUCAUUUUGCAUUGAGAUCUCUAUUAAGUCAAUACAUA
This is a messenger RNA of Arachis stenosperma, 1559 nucleotides long. RefSeq lists its product as uncharacterized. Bases 951 to 1253 code for a protein of 100 amino acids. NCBI's taxonomy places the organism in Eukaryota, Viridiplantae, Streptophyta, Magnoliopsida, Fabales, Fabaceae. The record is from RefSeq and is a predicted model, not a curated record. The transcript is spliced from 2 exons.